Anopheles merus is the source of this 1661-nucleotide messenger RNA. RefSeq lists its product as uncharacterized. Gene Ontology annotation, biological process: intraciliary transport. The transcript is spliced from 5 exons. Gene Ontology annotation, molecular function: dynein heavy chain binding; dynein light chain binding. The coding region runs from base 1 to 1512 and encodes 503 amino acids. Gene Ontology annotation, cellular component: cytoplasmic dynein complex; ciliary plasm. The record is from RefSeq and is a predicted model, not a curated record. Lineage: Eukaryota; Metazoa; Arthropoda; Insecta; Diptera; Culicidae.
AUGGCGCCGCUUGCCAUUACCAUAGCAACCGGAAAGCAUGGUCACAACAAACCGGUGUCGAGAGAAGAUACGCCCCAAGUUCGUCCCAAACAUGACAUCGGGGUAGAUCCUCGGCCAUUUCCAACCUCCACCGAUGGUAAAACGGAACCGAAGGAACGGAAAGAAAUUGCUACUCAAACGGUCAGUGCACCACGGAGCAAGAAGUUUGCAACCUACGAUGACUCCAAGCUGGUCUCCUUCAUCCGCAAGGUACAGCCAAUCGUGGAGGAGGAACUGUCCCACGGUAUGACCCCGAUGUUUGAUUGCAAUGAUAAUUUGUACGAUGCUUCCGAGCGCUAUCGAGUGUGUUGCCAUCAGGAGCUGAGGCUUCGUAACCUAAAUCCAGACCACGCGGUCGAGCAACCGUUCUACGUCGGUGCUGCCGCAUGGCUGUCCAUACUGACGCGAGACGCUCCGCUAUUGGUGGUCGCCGGCAGCCCAAACCACGCAGCAUGGUGCGACCAUGUCAGCUCGACCGUUACCGUGUUCUGCCCGAAGCGGGACCGCUACGGUGCCUCCGUACAGUGGGUAGAGCUGAGCAGCAGUCCGGUGAAAGCGUGCAUCGAGUCGCUCGAAACGAACCCUUUCAAUCGGGACAUGUUUGCGGGUGGGACCGAGUCCGGGGACGUGUACAUCUGGCACUACGAGCUGAACCUGAAGGUGGAGCGGAACUCCUUCGCCGAGCUACACUCGGAAACGACCGACUGCGGUAAGGUGGUGGAUAUGGCAUGGGCACGCUACAACGUGAUGUCCAAAUCGGACUACGCGCUGCUUACGGCCCACACAGACGGUACCGUGAUACUGUGGCGCGUUGGGAAAACGAUCGUGAAGGAUAAAAUAUUCAAACUCAGUGUGCCGUCCGCUAACGGGCGGGCACUCAUUUUGACGCAGAUACUGACCACCUCCAACACGGAGUUCGUGGUGGGAUGUGAUGAUGGAUCGUUGCUGCUCUGCUCUACCACGCAGUUAAUUCCGCUGGGUGGUACAGCCACUUCCGCCGAGCGCACUGUGGUCAAUUCCUCACCUGCUGCUACGGGCACUUCGGCUGGCAAGGGAAACUUCUUCUCGCCGGGCACGAUUGAGCUGAAGUGUCACUCGUUUAGCGUAACUAGUUUGCAGAAGAUUGAAAACCGUCGCCAGGAGCUGCUCAUUAGCUGCGAUCUGACCGGCGAGGUGUUGUUCCAUGACAUUACAGAUAGUAUCAACUCCACUCCAACACUCAUCAUAAAAAUGCCACUCCCCUUCAAAACGCGCAUUGUCUGCACGAAUGAUACGGAGUACAUCUUUUCUCCAACCGGAAACGGGCUGCUAGAGCUGUACCGUAUCGGCAGUGGCAAGGUGGACACGGUGGAACCAUCCGUACCGUUGAAAGGCUCCCCAAAUCUUAUCAAAAUGUCCGCCAAUGGAAAAUGGCUGAUCACCGGGACUUAUGGUGGAACAUUCAUUAUCUACUCGGUAGCGAUGGAAUUCUGAAGGUGCACCCCUUCAGUGAUAAGAGACGGUUUACUGCAACGCAUUCCUUGCUCCCCCUGUCCUGAAGUACGUAAUUUUAGAAAUAUGGCUUUGAAACGAAAAAUAUAAGCAAAACGGUCCUUUUAUCAAUAACAAUAAAAAAGCUCAAU